Messenger RNA from Syzygium oleosum, 2602 nucleotides. RefSeq names its product putative disease resistance protein At3g14460. Bases 17 to 2602 code for a protein of 861 amino acids. Gene Ontology annotation, biological process: defense response to other organism. Lineage: Eukaryota; Viridiplantae; Streptophyta; Magnoliopsida; Myrtales; Myrtaceae. Gene Ontology annotation, molecular function: ADP binding. The record is from RefSeq and is a predicted model, not a curated record. The transcript has a single exon.
CCUCGACAUUGCUUUAAUGGCCCGUGCUCGACCGAUAACUCUCAAAGUGCUAUCACCAGAUGCUUGUAUGACUUUGUUUGCAUUUCAUGCUCUUGGAGACCGAAAUUUCGAUGGUCGUACCGAUCUUGAAGUAUUAGGCCGGAAAAUAGUAGAAAAAUGCAAAGGUUUGCCAUUAGCCGUGAAGGCAUUGGCCGGGCUGCUACGUGCUAAAGUCAGUCCCCGUGAAUGGGAAGCUGUAUUGAAUAGCAAGAUUUGGGAUCUACCGGAAGAAAGAAUUAACAUCCUUCCGGCUUUGAAACUUAGCUACCUCCAUCUCCCUUCCUAUUUGAGGAGAUGUUUCGCUUACUGUGCUAUAUUUCCCCAAGACUAUGAAAUCCAGCGAGACGAGUUGAUUCACUGGUGGAUUGCAGAGGGCUUCGUUGAGGGAAAAGAAGGAAAGGACCGUUGGAAUGCAGGUUUGAAUUAUUUUGACGAGCUAGUAUCUAGAUCGUUAUUUCAAAAUUCGAGUAGCAGUGAAUUAAGAUUCUUGAUGCAUGAUCUUGUGAAUGACCUGGCAAAGUUAGUGGCGGGUGCAACCCAUUUUAGCUCAGGGGAGCUUGAGUUUGAGCAUGAUAAAAAAAAUGCAUCUUUAGCUCGUCAUGCCUCAUUCAUUUCCAGUAUUCACAUUGUACCGGAAAGAUUCAAGAUAUAUCAUCAAAUGAAGGGACUUAGGAGCUUCAUAUCGUUAAGGAAGCAAUCUAGCCCUUAUUCCUAUUUGUCCCAGAAAGUGAUAUGUGACUUGUUGCAAGCAUUGAAGUACUUGAGAGUGAUUUCAUUAAGUCACUACGGCAUCGGAGAGGUACCGGAUUGCAUUGGCAAACUGAGGCACCUAAGGCACCUUAAUCUGUCGUAUACUAAUAUCAAAAUGCUUCCAAAGUCAAUUGUUGCAUUGUACAAUCUAGAGGCUUUGAUGUUGCGGGGCUGUAAUGAGCUUAUCAAAUUACCCGAAGAUAUGGAAAAACUGAUCAAUCUGAGAUAUCUCGAUAUUACCGACACUCCGAGCCUAAUAGGGAUGCCACUGAAUAUAGGUAAUUUGGUAGGUCUUGAGAUGUUGUCGAAGUUUGUAGUGGGAACGGAAAAUGGCUCGAGAUUGAAGGAGUUAAAAAAUCUGGAGAACCUUAGAGGGGAAUUAUGCAUCUCUGAUUUGCAUAUGGUUCAAGAAGCCAGAGAUGCCACGGAUGCCAAUUUAUACACGAAGAAGGGAAUAUGCCGGUUAACCAUGCAAUGGUGUAGAGAUUUUGAGAAUUUCCGGGAUGAAGAGCUUGAAGCAAAGGUCCUUGACUUACUUUGCCCUCACCAAAACCUUCAAAUUCUCAAAAUAUUUUUUUAUGGUGGCCUAGAAUUCCCAUCAUGGUUAGGAAGUCCCCCACAUGUUAACAUAGUGCAUUUACAUUUACACGGGUGUCGUAGGGCCAAAACAUUACCAUCACUCGGGCAACUAUCUUCGCUGAAAGAACUGUACAUCGAAGGUCUAAAUGCAAUAUGCAAGGUUGGAUCUGAAUUUUAUGGAACUAGAAGUCCUUUUAUGUCCUUAAUAACUCUGGAAUUCAAGGACAUGCCAUUAUGGGAGGACUGGUCUCAUUGGGUCGGCACUGAAGAAGUAGGAGUUUUGUUCCCUCGUCUUGAGCAUCUCAUCAUACAAGAUUGCCCUAUUUUGAUCGGAACAUUGCCUAGUCAACUAAGCUCCCUCAUAGAGCUUGAAAUCAACUCCUGUCCUCGUAUGGAUGCCUCGCCCUCUAUCACGAGCCUUCCAUCUCUUGAGAAAUUAAAGUUUCGAGGUUGUAAUGAGGGGGUGCUGAAGAGUUUGGUGAACUUGACAUCUCUAACCGCUCUUGCUGUAAAAGAUGUUGCUAACCUAACUUGCUUAAGUCAUGGGUUUACAAGCUCCCUGAUCAAACUAGAGGAGUUGGAGAUGGGAAAUUGUAAAAAGCUAUUGUACUUGUGGCAAGACAUAGAUAUAAUUGGGAAUCUCGCUUGCCUGAAGAGGUUAGUCGUCCAUAAUUGUUCGGAAUUCAUAUAUUUUGGGGCUGGAAAAGGAGAUAUAGAGCUGCCCAUCAACCUCGAGACUAUCGAAUUGACAGAUUGCGUCAAUUUAGAGAAGCUCCCAUGCAAAAUGCAUACCCUCUCCUCUCUUAUAAACUUGACGGUUGAUAACUGUCCAAAACUCGUGUCUUUCCCCGAAACAGGUAUACCAACAUCGGUGAUAUCAUUAUAUGUCGGACGCUGCAAUAUGUUGCAAUCUUUAGCCAGAGGAUUAAGUAUUCAUCCGGAUGAACCAAGCAGCGGCAACAGCAGCAAUAGCAAUAACCGCAUUGACAUGACGUCUUGUCUGCAAGAAUUAACAAUUGACGGAUGCAAUUCUCUACCAGCUUCUCUAUUCAGCGAGGGUAGAUUUUUACCUGCGACCCUCAAGACACUUAAAAGGAGGAUUCAGGCUCGAAUGCUGUUAUAUGCGGGGAAGAGAUUGGGGGGGGGGGGGGGGAUUUUAAUAUUAUCUGAGCUUUGGCUUCUUUUUUUGGAAAAGGGAAUUCCGUAUUUUAAUUAUUAUUUUAGAAGAUUUUAG